UAUGAACUAAGCUUUUGAUAAACUACUGUUAAUCAUGAUCUAAGCUUUUGAUAAAAGCUUUCAACUUUCAAUUAUUGUCAAACCUCACUGAUCUAGUAAAGUAGGUAAUUUUUUUUAAUAAUGUGCUUCGACUCCUCCAUCACCCACACGGCGGAGGCUGAGUACGCGACGGCUAAAACGUCGGUCUGGUGGGACAUCGAGAACUGCCCUGUCCCCAAGGGCUGGGAUGCUCAUAGCAUAGCUCAGAAACUGAACUCAGCACUGGUGAACUUGAACUACCGUGGUCCUCUCACCAUCACUGCUUAUGGAAACACAGAACUCAUCCCUAAACCUGUUCAGCAAGCUCUCUCCUCCGCCGGAAUCUCUCUUAACCACGUCCCCUCCGGAAGGAAAGACGCGAGUGACAAGAAGAUUCUGGUUGAUAUGUUUUUGUGGGUGUUGGAGAAUCCUGCUCCAGCUAACUUGAUGCUUAUCUCCGGUGACGGAGACUUCUCUUAUGCUCUUAACCGUCUGCGGAUGUUGAGAUACAACAUUCUUCUCGCCCACCCUCUUCAAGCUUCACCUUUCUUGGUUGCUUCUGCAAGGACCUCGUGGAUGUGGAGAAGCUUAAUUGCAACUGGUUGUCAUUCCUCACCAAGUUGUUGCUCCUUUGGUUCUAAAAUAUCCAGCCAAGAUGUUUCCGAACAUGCUUUGUCCACACAACCAAUGGAUUCAGGGUCUGGUUCUAGCAAGGCUGCGCGAAAGAAACUGAAAGAUGUCCUGAAAGAGCUAAAUCAACAGGAGACAAAUAGAACGACGCUUCAGAAGAAGUGCAGUGAGGCUGGUGAAUCCGAAUCGUUAUGCAAUGUUGCUUGCAAAAGCAUUGAAGUUUUCCCUACGGGCAAAGAACAUGCAGCUCAGUGGGAGCUGAAGCAAAACCUUGAGCCUGAAAACAUAGCUGCAGCAUCAAGUGGGUGUCAUGAGCAAGACACGGAGAUAACGAAUAAGGUGGUUGAAGCAGGAGUUGAGAUGUUUGCACUUUGCGGUUCGCCCAGUGUGGUGACGAAGCAAGCAGAGGCUCUCGUUGAUGCUAAAGACAUUGAAGAAAAUGUUCAAGACAGUGACCUGAAGUCUCGGGAUGCCCAAGAGUCUGAAAAGAGUGGAAGAGAGUUCUGGCAUGAUUUUAAAGCAAGGCUGGACAAGAGUGGUGUAGCUCCUCUCAAUGUAGAUCAUGUUUUCAGUGAACUAAGCCGCGACUUUCACGUGCCCAAAGAAGUGAGGGAGUGUUUUGAAGCAAUCUUCAAGAAGCUAGAACCUACGCAAAAUGACAUUGAAAUCGAGAAGUUGGAGAGCAUGCUCAAACAAGGCUUGGAAAUAGAAUCAGGUGAGCCAGAGAAUAAUGCACCUGCAGAACCGAUUGAGAAUCUCGAAGGGGACAUGACCAAGAAGAAGAGUACAGUGAUUGAAUACAAAUAUGAACCAUAUGUUUGCAAUAUUUGCAAUGUCGUUUGUGCACAUCCUUCCGUGUUCGAGUCUCACCAUAAGGGCCGGAAGCAUGCUGCUAAGAUUAAAAAGCAGGCAGAUGCUCUGCUUGAUAAUAAGCAAAUACAAGAUGAAGUCAUUCAAGAUAACGGUCUCACAAAGGAGCUCCAAAUCAAGCCUGUAAAGGCACCUGAGAACAUGGACUACUUAGAUGACCAAAGACAGGAGCUGAGAGAGGGAUGUGAUGAAGAAAAAUUUCAAACUAUUGAAGAAGUAGGAGAGAGUGAUUACAAAUCUCUUCCAAAUGCAGAGUGUCUCUUCACCGAACUAAACCCUGAGUUGUCUCCCUCUAAAGAAUCUAGAGAAUGUAUUGAUGCCAUUUUCAAGAAACCAGAACUUUCACAAGAUGCAAACUCAAACCGGGAGUUUGCGAAUAUACCAAACGAGAACCUGGAAAUGAACUCAAGCGAUCCUGAAUGUAGCUCUGCAGGAGCCGCUGAGCCCCCAGAGGAGUACAUGGACAUGAAGAAGGAGAAGGUGACUAAAGAUAAAAAAGCUGAGCUUAAAGCAUAUGUAUGUAGUAUUUGCAGUGUGAUCUGCCUUUCUCCAACUGUCUUUGAGGCUCACCUGAUGGGCCGAAAGCACGCUAAAGGGGUAAAGAAACACGCAGAGGUUCUCUUUGAUGAUAAAAAGAUUCUGGAACAGAGUCUUGAAGAGAAAGAUCAUCCAAGAGACGCGUUGGAAGAGCUAGAGAUUGAGCCUAAGGACGCACAAGUGAGCAUCAAAGAAGUUACUCAAAUCAGUAAAGCACGAGUAGAUAAUAAAGAUAGUGAACAGAUUCUGAGUGUUGAGUUUGCAGAACCCAAAGAAGCGAGUGGCCCUUCUCUUUGUCUAAGCAGCAGAGAGCGAUUUGACUCGCUGGUUGAGUCUGAAAACGCAUCUGAAGGUGUGGAGGAGGAGGUGGUGAGGACAGGGAAGGAGAAUGGAGUUGCAGCAGAUCAAGUUAGGGUUUGUGAUUGGUGCAAUGUGAUGUGCAAUACCCAAAUGGAUUUUGAUUCACAUCAUGCUGCCACUUUGAGAAAGCAUGUUCCUCUGGUGAAGAAGGAAGUUGCCGUGGUGUAGAAGCAAGCUGGGACCAAACCUGCUUAUGUUAGAAAGAAUGGGCCGGGCCUUUAGCUCACGGUAUCCAUUGUCAUGUGAUGACUAACAAAAGUGUAAUUAACGGACCUCUUAAGGUUCAUUAAGAUGUGGCCUAUUUAAAUAAAUAUUGCCCAUGACUCUCAAAGAAAUAAAUGAAUGGGUCAACAAAACAAAUGGGUUUAUUUGUAUUAUUAAUCAAAAUAGACUAGUAAAAGUUUUUGACUAACGUAAUCCAGCUUUUGACUAACAUA
This is a messenger RNA of Brassica napus (rape), 2852 nucleotides long. RefSeq lists its product as uncharacterized. Gene Ontology annotation, cellular component: peroxisome. The transcript is spliced from 9 exons. Gene Ontology annotation, biological process: regulation of gene expression. Bases 121 to 2583 code for a protein of 820 amino acids. NCBI's taxonomy places the organism in Eukaryota, Viridiplantae, Streptophyta, Magnoliopsida, Brassicales, Brassicaceae. The record is from RefSeq and is a predicted model, not a curated record. Gene Ontology annotation, molecular function: zinc ion binding; RNA nuclease activity; nucleic acid binding.